Molecule: messenger RNA, 714 nt
Organism: Pseudomyrmex gracilis
Lineage: Eukaryota; Metazoa; Arthropoda; Insecta; Hymenoptera; Formicidae
Exons: 5
Source: RefSeq, a predicted model, not a curated record
AAGACAUUACACAAAAAUGUUUCCGAGAAUAGCGUUGAUAAUCAAGUAUAUCACGAAGUUCUAAAAUGGACUUGUAUUCUUGGUGGUGUAAAAUGUAAAGACCAUCUUACUGAUAUAUUGAACUGGCAUUUCGAAAAUCCUGUACAAAACAAAUUGUUGCCAAGUUGGCAGAGAUGGAUAUAUUGCCAAGGUGUGAUAAAAGAAAUAAUAACUACGUAUAUAAAGUGGAAAACAAUACAGGACAUAUACGUGUUACAAGAGAAAAAAGAACAAUUCUUUCAAUUUUUAUCUUGUUGUGAACUGUAUUAUAGUAUAGAAACUUUGCGAUCUGAACUUGAACAUGAUUCAAUACAAGAAAGUGAUUCUGUUUCCAUUCUUUUCGAUCUUGUGGCAAGACAUGUGAGAGAUUUUUCUUCAUUGGACACUAUAAUAAGCAAAAUAAAAGCCAGAUUUCCAAGAAAAAUCAGUCUACCUGCAAUUGUGAAUUUUUGUAUUAACCACAUAUAUUUAGAUGAAGAUAUCGAAAUGGUUACUAAGGCUGUAGUACGUUUGUUUGAAAACCUACUCGACGUAUAUGAUGUACACACGGCAACGUUCAUGGAAAACAUUAUUGUAAAAAAAAUUGAAACUCGCCGUACAUUUGUAAGAAGGAGGCGAUAUUAUAUUCGUAAUAAAGUCCACGACUUACUUGAUUACAAAAAUAUGAAAAAGUAA